UGGGCCUGGACAGAGGGCUGACGGACACGGAGCCUCAGCCCACAGCACGAUCUGUGCCUCCUGGGAAGAUGCAUUUGCCCCUGAUACUGCUGGCCACAGUGGGCACCUGUCUAGGACUGCUGAUGGCAGCUGCUGCAAGCACUAACCCUGCCCAACUGGACACUCCUAGCAUGCUACCCACCCACCGGCGCCAGAAGAGACAUUGGAUUUGGAACGAGAUGCACAUUGAUGAAGAGAAAAACACCUCACUGCCCCAUCAUGUGGGCAAGAUCAGAUCAAGUGCAAACAACAAGAAAGCCAAGUACCUGAUCAGAGGAGACUCUGCCAACAAGGUCUUCCGGGUCAAUGAGGACACGGGGGACGUGUAUGCCUUUGAGAGGCUAGACAGGGAGAAGAUCUCUGAGUACCACCUCACUGCCCUCAUAGUGGACAGGGACAACGGAAAGGACCUGGAGUCUCCUUCCAGUUUCACCAUCAGUGUUCACGAUGUGAAUGACAACUGGCCUGUGUUCACUCACCAGUUUUUCAAUGCAUCUGUGUCCGAGAUGUCGACUGCAGGGACCUCAGUCAUCCAACUGACAGCAGUGGACGCAGAUGACCCCACGGUGGCAGACCACGCCUCUGUCUUGUACCAAAUCCUGAAAGGAGAUGAACACUUUGGCAUUUAUAAUUCUGGACUCAUUUUCACAAAAACCAACAACUUGGACCGAGAGACACAAGCCAAGUACGAGAUCGUGGUGGAAGCACGAGAUGCCCAGGGCCUCCGGGGGGACUCAGGCACAACCACCGUGCUGGUCACUCUGCAGGACAUCAAUGACAACUUCCCCAUCUUCACCCAGACCCAGUACAUAUUUACGGUGCCUGAAGACAUCCAUGUGGGCAGCCCCCUGGGCUCUCUGUUUGUUGAGGACCCAGAUGAACCCCAGAACCGGAUGACCAAGUACAGCAUCGUGCAGGGAGAGUACAGAGACAGCUUCACCAUCGAGACGGACCCCACCCACAAUGAGGGCAUCAUCAAGCCCAUGAAGCCCCUGGACUAUGAACACAUCCAGCAAUACAGCUUCACCAUCGAGGCCACAGACCCCACCAUCAACCUCCGCUACUCAAGCAGCACCUUCUCCAGAAACAAGGCCCGCGUCACCAUCAAUGUCACAGAUGUGGAUGAGCCCCCUAUCUUCCAGAAGCCCUUCUACCACUUCCAGCUGCAGGAGAACCUGAAGAAACCUCUGAUCGGCUCAGUACUGGCUGUGGACCCCGACGCCGCUCGGAGGACCAUUGGAUACUUCAUCCGCAGAACCAGCGACAAGGGCAAGUUCUUCCAAGUAAAUAAGCAUGGGAAUAUUUACAAUGAGAAAGCACUGGACAGAGAAAUCUACCCCUGGUAUAACCUGACUGUGGAGGCCAAAGAACUAGAUUCUAGAGGAAACCCCACGGGCAAAGAAUCCAUUGUAUGGGUCCACAUCGAAGUUUUGGAUGAGAACGACAACGCCCCAGAGUUUGCUGAGCCCUACAAUCCCAAAGUGUGUGAGAAUGCUGACCAGGGCAUGCUGGUGGUGCAAAUCUCAGCAACAGACAAGGACAUAACACCAAGAAACGUGAAGUUCAAAUUCUCCCUGAGCAAUGAGGACAGCAACUUCACCCUCACAGAUAAUCAUGAUAACACAGCCAACAUCAGAGUCAAGUACGGGCAGUUUGACCGUGAGCGUACCAAGGUCCACCACCUGCCUGUGCUCAUCUCGGACAACGGGAGGCCGAGCCUCACAGGCACUAGCACGCUGGCCGUGAUGGUGUGCAAGUGCAACGAGCGUGGCGAAUUCACCUUCUGUGAGGAGGUAGCCCCCCAGGUGGGCGUCAGCAUUCAGGCGCUGGUAGCCAUCUUUCUCUGCAUUCUCACCAUCACAGUGAUCACCCUCCUCAUCUUCCUGCGGCGGCGGCUCCGAAAGCAAGCGCGUGCCCAUGGCAAAAGCGUGACGGAGAUCCACGAGCAGCUGGUCACCUAUGAUGAGGAGGGCGGCGGCGAGAUGGACACCACCAGCUACGACGUUUCGGUGCUCAACUCUGUGCGCCAUGGCGGGGCCAAACCUCCGCGGCUGGGGCGGGACGUACUGCCAUCGCCAUCUGUGUAUAAGCAGGUGCAGAAGCCACCGAGGCACAUGCCCCCCACCAAGCACAGGGAGCUCGGGGGAGACAUGGCCACUGUGAUUGAGGUGAAAAAGGACGAGGCAGACCACGACAGCAGCAGCCUGCCCUUCGACACACUGCACUUGUUCGACUACGAGGGCUCCGAGUCCAUCGCAGAGUCCCUCAGCUCCCUGGGCACCAACUCGUCUGAUUCAGACGUCGAUUACGACUUCCUCAACGACUGGGGGCCCAGGUUCAAGAUGCUGGCUGAGCUGUACAGCAUGGACUCCCGGGAGGAGCUGCUGUAUUAGGGGCCGGGUGCCUGUGGGCCUGGGGACCCAAACCCUUGCAGCUCCAGCCAGCUGGGCACCAGGCCCUGAGCCCUGGAAUUACAGCACUGACACCCCAGCCCAGCAGCCCUUCCUUGUGCGUCCCAGAGACCUCACCACCUUGGGCAGCAAACUCCAGAUCCCUGAAAUGUCUGGGAACAUAUUUCAAUGAUGGCUACCCCAACAAUGCUGGAAAAUCCGAGCUAGUGGUCUGUCUGGGCUUGGAUGUCCACAUAACCCUGUCACCAGGGACCACAGGUCCAACUCAAAGAAUUUUUCUCUGGCUCCUCAAAAAGCUUAUGUUUAACUACCAGAAAGAAGUCUUCCCCUGAGGUCCUUAAAUCCCCUGGUGAGGCUGGUAAGGCCCUGGUGUCUGUCUGCCUGGAGGCAAAAGGCAGGACAAUAUAACCUGUGGGUGACACUCCCUACAGCCCAGUCCAAAGGGAGACUGGGACCAUCCAUCACACCUGCCCUGCUUCAACUUCCUCACACCUUCCCAAGUGCCCUAUCACUCCUAGGCCCCCCUCCAGACCUGUCAAGAUGGAGGGAGGGGCCCCUGGCAGCUACCAACCUUGGGUCCUCAAGUGACCUCACCUGCCUGCCACACCAUACUCCGUACUGUACUGUACUGUACUGAGCCCUGAAAAUUCAACCUGAGUCAGGGAAAUGGCUUACUGAACUUUGAAGCAACUGUGAAUGCAUCCUGGAGGGACACUGAAGACCCCAUGUGAGAGACCAUAGGUGAGGGCCCCCUCCACACCCAUACCCUCUGGAGAGGGCCUAGAGUCAAGGUGACCCCAAUUUGAGACUCAUAGACACUCCUCUAGUUUUUCCUAGGAACUGGGACCAGAUGUUCCCAGAGCAGAACACCUCUUCCCAUCUCUGCCUUGCCUGGCUGUUCAUUCAUGCUCUCUCUUUUCUUUCUCUCUCUCUCUCCUCAUCUCUUGACUCAGAGGCACUCAAGAUAUGACCCACAGCAACCAGCAACUCUGGCCAAUGUCCAAACCCAAAUACAACUGCACGAUGGAACCAAGCAAUUUGCCUUUACACCUCAUUGUUGCCACAUCUCAGGGAACCCCAGCAGGGCUCCAUCCUUCAGCACUCUGCAGAAUACAAGGCCCCUGCCCUACCCAAGCCCUGUGGUCCUCUGUGUAUCUCCCACUUUCAGCCAUAUAUGGAACAUUCCACUGCAAACACACCUGGGAGAAAUAGCAUCUCUCAAAGGGAGGAGCAGGGAUAGAGGCAAACCCUCCAACUCAUCCUUGGUCAUGACUAAGGUUCCCACUCUAGGCAAAGCCCCUAACACAUCAGGGGAUUGUAGAUAACACUGACUUUAUUUUUAACCAAUAACUAGUUUUUUAUACUUUUUUUUUUACUAAUAAUACUUACAUAUUUCUAGGUCCCACAAAGAUAUAAAAUAAGAUUCUUUUGCAUAAUAAGGUUGAUAUUUAGGUUAACAAUGUUAAUUCAGAUGUUUUAGUUGAAUAAACAAACUCCUGUAACCUUCUAUUUCCUAUUAUUGUCAUAAUUGCUCAAGAGAUAUUGACUAUAUAUUGACCACACUGGUGCA
Molossus molossus (Pallas's mastiff bat) is the source of this 4020-nucleotide messenger RNA. It is a transcript of the gene CDH5, whose product is annotated as cadherin 5. Gene Ontology annotation, biological process: adherens junction organization; cell morphogenesis; multicellular organism development. The coding region runs from base 69 to 2432 and encodes 787 amino acids. The transcript has 12 exons. Gene Ontology annotation, cellular component: adherens junction; catenin complex; plasma membrane. Gene Ontology annotation, molecular function: cadherin binding; calcium ion binding. The record is from RefSeq and is a predicted model, not a curated record. Lineage: Eukaryota; Metazoa; Chordata; Mammalia; Chiroptera; Molossidae.